Messenger RNA from Pipistrellus nathusii (Nathusius's pipistrelle), 405 nucleotides. Lineage: Eukaryota; Metazoa; Chordata; Mammalia; Chiroptera; Vespertilionidae. The record is from the annotation of a GenBank genome assembly.
AUGUUCCUUAAGCAUCUUGCUUAUGAAGGCUCACGCCCACACCUCCCUACAGAGCAAAUGCCUGAAGUUAUUCAGCAUUCAUUUCCUUGGGGCCUGCUUCCUCCUCAUCUACAUACAGACUUCUCCUCCUCUUCGACUCUUGCCUUCCCUCGAGACCCCAUCUUCAGCGGGGUCCCCUGGUGCCAGCACAACCUCUGGGGUCAGGGAACAACUGUUGCUUUGCUCCUGGGCCCCAAGGAUGAGUCAGGCUCUCUCCUCUUACUUCCCUCAACACACCCACCUGGAGAGAGGCUUAGCAGUAAGCAAGAGCGAUUGCAGGCGCUAAUUACAGCUACGGUUAGAAGCAGUCUUCAGAGCCCGCCUCCCGAGAGGAUAGCUCUCGGCCACGUAUCUCCUCAGAGGUAG